Molecule: messenger RNA, 419 nt
Organism: Rhea pennata
Lineage: Eukaryota; Metazoa; Chordata; Aves; Rheiformes; Rheidae
Gene: POLR2J
Product: RNA polymerase II subunit J
Exons: 4
Coding region: 49-402 (117 amino acids)
Biological process (GO): transcription by RNA polymerase II
Cellular component (GO): RNA polymerase II, core complex
Molecular function (GO): DNA binding; protein dimerization activity
Source: RefSeq, a predicted model, not a curated record
AAGUGACGUGGUGGGCGCCGUGGUAACGGCGGGGCGAGCGGCGGCGGGAUGAACGCGCCUCCGGCCUUCGAGUCCUUCCUGCUCUUCGAGGGCGAGAAGAAGAUCACCAUCAACAAGGACACGAAGGUGCCCAACGCCUGUCUCUUCACCAUCAACAAGGAGGACCACACGCUGGGCAACAUCAUCAAGUCGCAGUUGCUGAAAGACCCACAGGUGUUAUUUGCGGGCUACAAAGUGCCGCACCCGCUGGAACAUAAAAUCAUCAUCCGCGUUCAGACCACGCCUGACUACAGCCCCCAGGAAGCUUUCACCAAUGCCAUCACAGAUCUGAUCAGCGAACUCUCCCUUCUGGAGGAGCGGUUCAGGGUUGCCAUCAAAGACAAACAAGAAGGAAUCGAAUAAAAUUAUCAUGUUUAGAA